Molecule: messenger RNA, 4979 nt
Organism: Equus quagga
Lineage: Eukaryota; Metazoa; Chordata; Mammalia; Perissodactyla; Equidae
Gene: VWDE
Product: von Willebrand factor D and EGF domains
Exons: 29
Coding region: 1-4776 (1591 amino acids)
Biological process (GO): anatomical structure development
Cellular component (GO): cell surface; extracellular region
Molecular function (GO): signaling receptor binding; calcium ion binding
Source: RefSeq, a predicted model, not a curated record
AUGCCUGGCGGAGUCUGGGUGCUGGCGCUGUCACUGCUGCUCUUGGCCCCGAGGGAAGCUCAAGAGUGCUCUCCUGGGGGACACCAGUUUCUUCAGAACCCUUAUAGAAGUGUCCAUUUUGACUCAUUGCACCUCCAGCAGUCAGGCUUGCAAGACCUGAUAUGUGACCACUCCCUUCCUCCCGGAUGGUAUCGAUUUCUCAUCUUUGACAGACCUGCUGAGAUGCCAACCAAAUGUGUUGAGAUGAACCACUGUGGAACGCAGGCCCCCAUUUGGCUGUCUCUGAGAGAUUCAGAAACACUACCUUCCCCUGGAGAGGUUAAGCAACUGACAGCUUGUGCCACAUGGCAGUUUUUGUUUAGCACUACAAAAGACUGCUGUCUUUUUCAAAUCCCAGUGUCUGUAAGAAACUGUGGAGCAUUUUUUGUGUACUUCCUACAACCCACUCAGGGAUGUAUGGGAUAUUGUGCAGAAGCCAUUUCUGAUGCAAAAUUACACCCGUGUGGUCCUGACGAAAUUGAAAUUGGCGGUAACUGUGUUCGUCAGCUGUCUGCCUCAUUGCCACCACCCGCUCCAGGACGGCCACAGGUUGUGGUGGAGCUGAUUGAGUCCAGGCUUUUCUGCAGGUGUGCUUUUGACGUUUCCCCUACAAACAACUCUGUGGGAUUUCUCAUAGCUUGGUCUAGACUUUCUUCUCAAGAAGUCAAAGAGGAGCUGAAGCGAGAGACCACAGUUCAGGCAUUCUCUCUGUUAGAACUGGAUGGCAUAAAUCUCAGACUUGGAGACAGGGUAUUCUGUAGUGCCUCCGUCUUUUUCUUGGAGGAACCACAUGUACAAAGUUUAGCCAUCGAAAGCCAAGAAUUUUUUGCAGGCAUUAAGUUACAACCUGAAUUGAGCACUAUAUCAGAAGAUGGGAAAGAAUACCAGUUGAGGAUAGAGAGCACAAUUCCGAUUGUUUGCUCUGAAUUCAGUGAGCUUGAUCAGGAAUGCAAAAUCUCAUUAAAACUGAAAACUGUUGAUCAAGGUAAAGAACAGCUAGGCUUAAAUUUGGCGCUGUCUUCCUGUCACUUGGACCUUCACCGGACGCCAUCCUGUGCUAAUGGAACCUGUAGCCAUGCUUUUGUGCACUACACUGCUGUGACGGAUUGUACUCAAGAUGGAGAUAGAGUUACAAACAUCGUAGUGGAACCUAUCGUGAAUGAGGAUUUCCUGUGGAACAGCUACAUUCCAGACAGCAUCCAGAUCAGAGUAAAGGAUGUCCCAACUGCUUACUGCUAUUCAUUUACUGACCCACAUAUAAUUACAUUUGAUGGCAGAGCAUAUGACAAUUUCAAGACUGGAACAUUUGUGCUUUAUAAGAGUGCGUCACGUGACUUUGAAGUCCAUGUACGUCAAUGGGACUGUGGAAGCCUUCAGUAUCCUGUGUCAUGUAACUGCGGGUUUGUUGCCAAAGAAGAAGGUGAUGUAGUUACUUUGGAUAUGUGCAGUGGUCAGCUACAUGAAUCACAGCCGUAUUUAUUUGUAAAGAGCCAAGAUGUAACCAGCAAUAUCAAGAUAAGUGAAUCUUACUUAGGAAGAAAAGUCACAAUCUGGUUUUCUUCUGGAGCGUUCAUCCGUGCUGAUCUUGGUGAAUGGGGCAUGAGUUUAACAAUCAGAGCCCCUAGCUUAGAUUAUGGAAAUACUUUGGGACUUUGUGGCACUUUUGAUGAGAACCCAGAAAAUGAUUUCCAUGAUAAAAAUGGGAUCAAAAUUGAUCAAACUGUUAAUAAUUGUGUUGCUUUUAUUAAUGAAUGGAGGAUUUUACCAGGAAAAAGCAUGUUUGACACCAUGCCAAUUUCUCUGCCCUCACCUGGAAAACUAUCCUAUUGUCGCUGCUCAUUGGACACACUUUCAUUGUAUCCAUCUUCUAAUCAUCUGGAUAGUGGUUCUCAAUCAGAAAUUAUUUCACAUUGCAAAGACCUCCCACACAUCAAAUUCUCUUCCUUGAUACCAGAACUAGAUGUCACCUCUGAAUAUAUUAAUUCAGAAGCUCUUGCCAGAGAGAUAAACAAGCAUACACUUCGAGAAGAAAAUAAUUUGAGUUACUUUCCUCAAGACAAAAAGCAUGUGAACCUAACAAAACUGGAUGUAAAUUUACAAAAACAUCUUGGGAGUGAAAAACGAGGUGCACCAAAAACUGUGGACAAUGGGAGACGCACAUGGGACCAGGGGGGUCACAACCAAGAAAUGAGGUGGGAUCGACAGCGCAGAUGGAAACGGCAAAGCUUGUAUGAGUUUCCUCCAUUUUUUGCUUUCCAAAGUCUCAGCCAAAGUGACCUAGAAGAGUUUGCUUAUUUCUUCCCUGAGGACCAUGCUGAGGAUGUCCACCAAGAGUUUGUCCCCACGUGGCCCACCCCCUCUGGCCUCACCGAGUACAGCACCUUGGAACUGUGUCAGCAGAAGCUAGCCAACUCCAGUGUAGGAAGGCACUGCCUUGCCUUUCUUGGCAAGAGACUAGACAGUGUUAUAGAUAUGUGUGUUAAGGAUGUUCUGCUAAAAGACGAUCUUAGCUGGGCAGAAGCAGGUGUAGCCCUGUUAGAAAAUGAAUGUGAAAAGAGGAUUUUGGAAGAGGGGAGAUUGAACACAGAAGAAUACGGCAGGUCGAUGGAAGACAUUCUCUUGGUAUUAAAAUGCCCCAAUUUAUGCAGUGGCAACGGGCAGUGUAUGGAAUGGGGGUGCGCAUGUUCCCCGGGCUUUAGUUCCUACGAUUGCAGUGAUUCGCACGACAAAGCUCCUGAAAUUAUAGAACUUGAGAAUGCUGGAUUCUGUAAUGUUCGAAAAUACAACUGUAUGAUGGUGAGAGUUUUCGGUCAAGGCUUCAAAGAAUCACCUUCGUUUAAGUGUGAAGUUACUAAACUGCAGUAUAAUAGCAGUAAAUGGGUCCUUGGAGAAGCUGUCUACGCACAUACUGUUUUUCAAAAUAGCAGAACUGUUGAUUGUCAGCUGCCCGCUGAUGUUCAGCAGUCUGGUACUAUGGACCUGAUGGGUGAGAAACCAAUUGUGAAGUGGCAAUUAAAGGUAUCUAAUGAUGGUUAUAGGUUCAGUAAUCCCAAAAUAAUGAUCAUCUAUGAUGGGGCUUGUCAAGUUUGUGGUCUCUAUGAAAAGGACUCAUGCACUAUAAAGGAAAAUGUUUGCAUUAUCGAUGGACUCUGCUACAUUGAAGGUGAUAAAAAUCCUGCCAGAACUUGUUUGAUUUGUAGACCUAAAAUUUCAAAAUUUACUUGGUCGAUUUUAGAAAACAACCAACCCCCAGUGAUUCAAAUACCGCAAGACAAAUUACAGACAUUUUAUGGGGAGAACCUUGUGUACCAGUUCGUGGCCUUCGAUCCAGAAGGCUCUGACAUCCAUUUUGCCUUGGACUCUGGUCCUGAAGGAGCAAAUGUUUCCUCUGCAGGACUUCUUAUGUGGAAAUCAGAGUCACAAACUCCCCAGCGAUUCACUCUACGCCUUAACGAUGACUGCAAUGCUGAAUCUAGAGCCGUGAUUGAGGUGACUGUGAGGUCUUGUGACUGCUUGAAUGGUGGGUCAUGUGUGUCUGAUAUUAGAUUUCCUCCGGGAAGUGGAGCGUACCUGUGUGUCUGCUUGCCUGGCUUCCAGGGUGGUCUUUGCGAAGUGGAGGUCACUGAGUGCCAAUCGAACCCCUGUGGCCUUGGCAGAUGUAUUCGUGGUUUUCACAGUUAUUCCUGUGAUUGUCCACCUGAGUUUAAAGUGGAAACGCAGUUUUUAAAUGAAUUUACUACACGUACUGUGGUUCACACAAGGUCUGAGAAAAGUGUAACUAAGGGAGAGGAUGGUGAAAACGCCACACAGAAGGAGAGGCAUGUUAAGCCAACAAAUGGAAAUGCCUCUACCAUUUGUAGACACCCAUGUGGAAAAAGCAGGGAGUGUGUUGCCCCCAACGUAUGCAAAUGUAAAACUGGUUACGCUGGUUCCAACUGCCAAACUGCUCUAUGUCAUCCUGAUUGCAAAAACCAUGGAAAAUGCAUUAAGCCUAACGUUUGUGAAUGUCCCCCAGGGCGUGGUGGAGCAACCUGUGAUGAAGAACAUUGCAGCCCACCUUGUCUACACGGUGGCACCUGCUUGGCUGGCAAUCUCUGCACUUGUCCUUAUGGUUUUGUAGGACCAAGAUGUGAAACAAUGGUUUGUAACAGGCACUGUGAAAAUGGAGGUGAAUGUCUUACACCAGAUGUUUGCCUGUGCAAGCCUGGCUGGUAUGGACCCACCUGUAGCACAGCCUUGUGUGACCCUGUUUGCCUCAAUGGUGGUUCCUGUAAUAAGCCGAACACUUGCCUCUGUCAAAAUGGAUUCUUCGGUGCACAGUGUCAGAAUGCUAUCUGUCACCCUCCCUGUAAGAAUGGUGGCCACUGCAUGAGAAAUAAUGUGUGCACCUGCCGUGAAGGAUACACUGGUAGGAGAUGCCAAAAAAGUAUCUGUGAUCCCAUGUGCAUGAAUGGAGGAAAAUGUGUGGCACCAAACAUUUGCUCUUGUCCUUCUGGUUGGAUUGGGAAACAAUGCGGCACACCUAUUUGCUUUCAGAAAUGUAAGAAUGGUGGUGAAUGUAUUGCUCCCAAUGUAUGCCAUUGUCCUGCCUCAUGGGAAGGAGUGCAAUGUCAAAUACCAAUUUGCAAUCAAAAGUGUCUUUAUGGAGGCAGAUGUGUAUUUCCCAAUGUAUGCUCUUGCCGCACUGGAUAUUCUGGAGACAAAUGUGAAAAGAAAAUACAGAUAAAACGCCAUUGAGUAAUGUCAAGUAUAUGAAUUACAAGCCUAUAUCUUAAGAAUGGAAAUUUUUAUUCAGAAAAAGUUGAAGUAAACUACUCGAUGUUUAUUUGAACAUCAUCUUAAAAACUAUUUUAAAGACUGAAGAAACUAAUAAAAUAUGGAGUGGUCUUAGCUGUCAUUGUUAUAGAACAAUGAAAAUAGAAAAACAGCAUUUUUAUAGA